CCCGCAUGUGGUCACAUUGCGUGUGUUCACUGAGAGUCACAGCCCGGGAGAGAGAAGAGUUGCAGGCUGAGAGAAAGAAGACCCUCGCUGACAGCACCGGUUUAACGCUUUACAUCUGAGAACAUGAGACCAGGGUUCAGUCCUCGUGGGGAUCGAGGAGGAAGAGGUGGAGGACGAGGUGGAGGGGGUAGAGGGGGUUUCAGAGGAGGAAGAGGUGGAGGAUUCAAGUCCCCAGAGGGUGGAGGAUUUCGGGGCCGAGGGGGUGGAAGAGGCACUCCAAGAGGGAGAGGAGGCAGAGGAGGGAGGGGUGGCGGCGGCGGCGGCAGAGGAGGCUUUGGAGGAGGGAAGAAGGUCUUGGUUGAGCCUCACAGACAUGAAGGAGUGUUUAUCUGCAGAGGGAAGGAGGACGCCUUGGUGACCAAGAACAUGGUGGUAGGAGAGUCUGUGUAUGGAGAGAAGAGGAUCAAUGUGGAGGAAGGAGAGACUAAGAUUGAGUACAGAGCCUGGAAUCCGUUCCGCUCUAAGCUGGCAGCAGCCAUCUUGGGAGGAGUAGACCAGAUCCACAUCAAGCCUGGAGCAAAGGUCAUGUACCUGGGAGCUGCCUCGGGCACCACAGUGUCCCACGUUUCUGACAUUGUCGGACCGGAAGGACUGGUCUAUGCUGUGGAGUUUUCCCAUCGAUCAGGUCGUGACCUGCUCAAUGUGGCAAAGAAACGCACCAACAUCAUUCCAAUCAUCGAAGACGCUCGGCACCCACACAAAUACCGCAUGCUGGUUGGCAUGGUGGACGUGAUUUUUGCUGAUGUGGCCCAGCCUGACCAAACGAGGAUUGUUGCUCUGAAUGCUCACAACUUCCUGAAGAAUGGAGGACACUUUGUUAUCUCCAUCAAGGCUAACUGUAUAGACUCAACAGCGGCUCCUGAGGCAGUGUUUGCCUCAGAGGUGAAGAAGAUGAGUGCUGAGAACAUGAAGCCACAGGAGCAGCUCACACUGGAGCCCUAUGAGAGAGACCACGCCGUGGUGGUGGGCAUCUACAGACCUCCACCUAAACAGAAGAAAUGAGGUGUGGAAGAAAGCUCAGGGAAAUGGAUUCCUAUUCUCAACCACCAUCUACUUCUUGUACAAUCUGUUGUCUGUUGCCCUCCUCUCCACCCCCACCUCCACCUCUACCUGCCUGUUUUUAGAUUUCUUCACACUGAGAAAGUAUGACUAGAACUCAGGGUAGUAUUUGGCUGGGUUUCUGGGCUUUUUUGUUUUUUUUAGUCCUUUGACUGUUAAGUGACCAACCACCCAACUGAAGGAGGGUCUUUCUGUCACUAAUAAGGUUGGGAUCACAUUGAAUGACAUUUGGGGCUGCUUGUGCCGCAGAUUGACCUCUGAGUUGGUUGCCAAAUUGGAGCAAGUCAUCUUUGUAGUACGAGUUUUGUAAUAUGUAGAGGUUCACCGCUGGUUCUGGUCAAACUAGCCUUGUUUCCCAUUUGUUGUGCACAAGUGAUAUCAGGCGUGUCUUCCUGUUUAACAACACACCAGGAAAAUUACAAAGUAAAUGACAGUGGCCAUGUGUUGAAUAGCCAGUCUUGUGUAACAUGUUCCCAGCCUUAGAUGAGUUGUCAGGGAUUGUUUUGUUUGGUUUUUUUUAUUCACCAGUUAUUGCUCUGAGAACUAGUUACUUUCUACCCUGAGGAAUAUUUCAACUGACCUUAGAAACAGUUGAUCUAAAAAGCUUUGUUGAAAGACUCCUCUGUAGUUAUACAAGUCUGAGUAACUACUACAUAGCUCCGGUGAGGUUUUGCAUAGUCAGUGUUUUGUUUCAAUGCCUUUUGCUUCUCUGUGCCCCUGAUCCUUUUCUUACAGAAUGUCUUUUUUUUUUAAUGAAAUAAUCUGUUUCUGGUCCCUGUUCUUUUCAUUAUUCUGUCCUUCCCUGGGUGCAGAUAGCACACCCCACAGUUUUGGGGAUAUCCCAAGUUUCUACACAUCAUAUACCACAGCUGAACAUUAUUUUUAGUGUACAAGUUAUGUCAGAACUUAUGUACAGUACAAUAUACUUUGUCUGAUUAUGUGUGUACUUAUGGUAGCUCAUGAAGAGCUUCAUGUUGGCUCAAUACCCACUUUGCAGCAUAAGAACCAUGAAUGCUGAUCAGUUGAGUGGUGAGGUGGUAAACUGACCCUGUGUGUGUGUGUGUACAGACAAAUAUAGAAAGUGACUUUUUCACUCUAACUUGUAAUUUGAUACUCGUAUUUCUUUUGUGUCAGCAGAUGAAGCAGAAUGGUUGUAGAUAUUUUACAACAAGUUAUGCUUGAAACUAUUUUUUUGACAUAACCAGCAAUUUUGUUUUAAUAAAAUGUUUGUUUUUGACUGAU
Messenger RNA from Toxotes jaculatrix (banded archerfish), 2361 nucleotides. RefSeq names its product fibrillarin (gene fbl). Gene Ontology annotation, biological process: rRNA methylation; box C/D sno(s)RNA 3'-end processing. Bases 124 to 1062 code for a protein of 312 amino acids. The record is from RefSeq and is a predicted model, not a curated record. Gene Ontology annotation, molecular function: histone H2AQ104 methyltransferase activity; rRNA methyltransferase activity; RNA binding. Gene Ontology annotation, cellular component: Cajal body; nucleolus; box C/D methylation guide snoRNP complex. The transcript is spliced from 9 exons. Lineage: Eukaryota; Metazoa; Chordata; Actinopteri; Toxotidae.